CGACAAAACAAUCACCGCUGCCUCACGUCUUCCUACCACCACAGCUCGCAUCGAUACACCACAAUCACCAUGUUCUCACCGCAACCACACUCUGGAGAUAUUCCACUCAACCCAGCCGCACGUAGCAGAAGACCGCGGCCGUCGCGUCCGACCUCUAGGGUACAGCAGCGUCAUGAGAGAUCAGCCAGUGGCCUGUCUGUUGCCGGCAGCACCAAGGAAGACUCGGUGAUUCUACUACGGCAGGAUUCGGAGAGCGUAACGAACGCCAGUGCAGACGUUUCUUUAAUCCGAAAGCAAUCUACUGGACUGGGCGGAAAAGAGCAGGAUGGCAGUUCGACUGAUUUGACCAAAAACGAAAAAUACCGGGUCUCCAAACUUCCUGGGCUGCCGAAGAUUCUUAGUGAGAGUGCUUCAAACAACAUACGCGUUACAGCUUCCACCGAUUCCGCCCACCGCUAUGCCCUCCUACUUUCCCACGAUUGUGCCUACGUAUGGGAAUACACCGUACCCCACGCCUUACCACUCACCUUCUCGUUCCCCCUGCCGCGCGAAGGACCAGCAGACGCGAAUGCUCCCUUCCCGCUCGGAGCGCUGGUUUCGCCCUCGGCCAACAGCCAAGAGCCCGGGCUUGUUGUGAUCAUGCCCAUGACCGGUCGGAUAGCCUACUGGGAUGCCGUCGGUAGUGCGGUAUCGGAGGGUCUGUUUGCGAAGAGACGAGGUGUCGAGGGCAAGGUGCCAACAAUGUCCAACGAGAUCAUCACAUCGGUGUGCAAUGCGGAACCGGCAGGAUUCAUUAUUUCUACGAGCUCUGGGAGACUUGCGCACUUGGCGCUGAGAGACGCUGCAGGACGACCCGGGGUGACGGUAACCAUCAUGAGGGGAACCACUGGUCUGGGCGGUUUGCUUGGUGCUUUGAGGGCUGGCAGCAAUCGUCGGGAUAUUGCGGCUGUACGUUCUGGAAAAUCCUUACGCAUGGGCGAACGGGAGGUCCUUGUUUGCACGGAGCGCGGAAUCUUCUCUCGGUGGCAUAUCAACCGGUCCGGAAAUUACGCCAAUACGACAGAUGUGGACUUGCGGGUGCAGAUCCAGACUGCCCUCUCAGGCGAGAAGGCUCUCCAAGGGAAGAACAUAGACGGACUACAUGUGAUCGACUUUCAAGUUGCCAGUUACGUCGACAGCGGAAUUCCGGGCCAGGAAGAUGCUGUCCGCCUCCUAGUACUGACGGGUAUGAUGUCAACCAACAAUCACUCCGCGACCUAUGCUCUGGUCUCCUUGGAUGUUCUGGCCAGUGGAAGUUCCAUCGUGGGCAGUGUUCACGUCAUCAAGUCGUACGCUACGGGCUGGGAGACUAGCACGUCGCCGAAGCUGUAUUUCCCUUCACCGAAGAAGACCGUUUUUGUGGUGUUUGGCAAGGCAGUCGUGGUGAUCUCUGGAUUAACACGAGAGCGGGGGAUGGAUGGCGAAGAUCAGGGUGCAUUUGAAGAUGUCAUUGAUUUCCGAAGUGACCUUCACAUUGAAAUUGUUGGAAGUGGUUCGGAGGGCGUGGGUGACGACUUGGUGGGUGGCGAGGCCUCGUUUACAUCAGAUCAGGGUCACAUCAGGCGGAUCAAGAAUCCAGGAGUUGUGUUGGUUGCCAAGGGGGCUGGCAUCCUCAGAGUGGAGGCUUUCGACAUCGGACAUGCCACGGUCACCGCCCCUGUUACAGUGAAGAGCAAGCUGGAGCAGGCCGUCUUCUUUGGAACAAAGCGUGAUAAUCCCCUCAACUUCUCUGGACGGCGCGAGGUCAAAUUCCCGGUUGAGGAGCUGGAGGAAGCAGCGCUUGAGGUUAGCCGAGAGAUCCUCUGCUCCAGGUCGCCAUAUAUGCCGACGAUGCUACCAUCACUCGGAAGCCACCUUGAGAUGAGAUCGACACACUUGCGGAAUCUCAUGACACACCUGAAGACGGGAGCGUUCGGUCGCGUUUCAAAAGGAGUACGCUGGCGACUUCUCCAAGAUGCCGAGAAGUGCGAAGCUGCAGGCGCUCUCUGGGAUGUGCGAAACGAACGCCUACGGGAAGACCCCACCGAGGCGGAUGGUGUGUUGGAGGCCGUCAUCGCAGCAGAAUUCCCUCCGGACGACACCGAUGUAGCUGCUAGCAACGAUCCUACUCGAGCGUGGUUCCAACGUGGGGUUCAGGAUAUCGGGCGGCUACUUCACAGCGUCAAGAAAGGCUAUGCUAGCUUGCCCAACCAGGGGAAGCAGAACAGGCUGGCCUUCGCCAUUGCCGAUUGCGAGGCGAACGACUUGGUUCUUGGUGCACUUAAGAAGGCCUGGGAAUUCCGAGCGGAGUCUGCAACCUCGUACGGCCUCGCGGGAGAGAAUGGCGUCGGUAAGAAUGGGUUUCUCCGGGUUUCCAAGGGAUACAUGGCACCAUGGACUAGCGAGACGAGCCUCCUCGAGGCCUUGGCACAGCAAUAUCUUGUCAGCGAGGCUAUAUUGCGAACCUUCCUAGGACCAUCCGAUGAUGUAAAGCGCAACGAAGUAUUCCAAACCAUGGUUUUACAGCUCGUCCUGCUGGCAGAAACCACCUGUAAGGCCUUCUUGGAACGAGCGACCUGGGGCGAGCAACAGAUUGGGGUUGCGGGAGAGGAGUUUGUUGAAGAGGCGAAGUACGUGCGCGAGCGAUAUGAGGCCACCCGUGGUGAAUGGAUUAAGCCUCUGGUCACAUACGGGGAGUUGGACUCAGCUUAUCGCAUCGCGGAAGAUUACGAGGACUUUAAGACUCUGGUGGAGAUUUGCUAUGGCGAACUUAAGAAGAACGAAAUUGCCAUCAAGGAGGCGACAACGAAGCAGGAGGAUUCGGAGCCAUUCACGGAAGAAAUAGAGGCAAUAAGUGACAGACUGGAGAGCUAUUUCCAGCGGUUUGGUGGGGAUUUUGCCAUGCCGCUGUACGAAUACCUGGUCGAAAACAACAUGCUGUACACUCUUCUCGGCGACUUUGACGGCUGGCGCGAGAGGUACUUGACGCCGUUCCUCCGCAAGGAUCCCAAGUACGCAAAAGUUUCCUGGAUUCACGACGUGGGUCUCGGCGACUACGAGACUGCUGCCAACACACUCUUGUCGGUAGCUGCACAGAAAGAGGGUCUGUUGCUUAAUCAGCAAAUCCAACUCUCCAUUGGCAAGCUUGCGAAGUUGGCCGCUCUCGAAAACAGAGGUGCGACUGAGGACGACGUGGAAGAAGAGCUGGAUCAAUACGACACGAAAUUGGAGUUGAUCAAAAUCCAGCAGAAACUGUAUGCGAUCGUUAAGGACAUCACCCACAGCGCCAUCGACGUUGACGCGGCCGUACAACUCGGCACCGACGAGUACGGCAGGAAGGUCAGGAAGAGCCCAGCCACGAAAGAGGUAUUCCGUCAUGCAUUCAGGGAGCUGGUCUCGGGCAAGGUGCUCAAGGUUGAGGAUCUGGUCGAGUUGCUCACGAUCAUGGAGCCGACUGAUGGCCCUCUGAUGGAGGGUGAGUCAUUCGGUAUGGCUCUCAAUGCGCUUGGUUUGGCCGGCUUGCCGAAAGCUCAGAGACAGUUCGUCGAGGCGACGAUCUGGCGAAGAUGUUAUCUACGCGAUGACUGGACCCACAUAAUAUCCACCCGCGGCCGCACCGACGAAGAUGUAACCGAGCUCUCCCGGCAAACCAGCGUCUUUACCACGCUGGUGUACUGCUACCAAAACGGCCUAUUCGAAUCUAGGUCUCCCUUCCAGCCUCUGAGUCCCGAAGCAUGCCUCUGGUCCGAGAACACGGACGAGAUCCGAGCCCGCUUCCCAGGCGCAACCGAAGAGGAGCUUCUUGCCUUCGCUCAUGAUCUCUCUGAGGAGAAUAGACGCCUCAAGAGACACAUGGCCAAGGGUGACAUGCAGGCUUGGUUCCAUGGUAUGGACGCUCAGGCGCAGGAGGAGACGAGGCGGAUGAAUGACGAGGAGGACGAGGAGGAGGAUGCGGAUGGCGAUGUUACCAUGGAGUAGAUUUAGAUUUUGCUUUUAGUUGUGCAAGGAGUGCUAGGGGGGCAUGGCGUGGGGGAUUUGUAUUGAUAAUGGAUCGACCUACUUAGCGGAUGAUGUGCAUGAGUGAGAGAGGAUGUAAGAGAUUGCGAUGACUUUGGAAUACC
This is a messenger RNA of Tricharina praecox, 4139 nucleotides long. RefSeq names its product Non-repetitive/WGA-negative nucleoporin C-terminal-domain-containing protein. The record is from RefSeq and is a predicted model, not a curated record. The transcript has 5 exons. Bases 70 to 3996 code for a protein of 1308 amino acids. Gene Ontology annotation, molecular function: structural constituent of nuclear pore; protein binding. Gene Ontology annotation, biological process: transcription-dependent tethering of RNA polymerase II gene DNA at nuclear periphery; poly(A)+ mRNA export from nucleus; protein import into nucleus. NCBI's taxonomy places the organism in Eukaryota, Fungi, Ascomycota, Pezizomycetes, Pezizales, Pyronemataceae. Gene Ontology annotation, cellular component: nuclear pore outer ring.